Molecule: messenger RNA, 1314 nt
Organism: Ceratitis capitata (Mediterranean fruit fly)
Lineage: Eukaryota; Metazoa; Arthropoda; Insecta; Diptera; Tephritidae
Product: serine protease easter
Exons: 4
Coding region: 186-1256 (356 amino acids)
Biological process (GO): proteolysis
Molecular function (GO): serine-type endopeptidase activity
Source: RefSeq, a predicted model, not a curated record
ACAAGCACAGAAAUCACAAAAAGAGCGGAAAUAAAUAUUUAGUGAUACCUACAAUCAGAUUGGUUUGGAACAACAAAGUGCUUAGAACGAGGUCGUAGGAUAGUCGACAGGUGUUUAUUUUUGUAAAAAUUUCUGUGUUCUUAUGGGCAGUUUUUGUUUACACUGAAAGUCACAUAAGUUGAAAAAUGCAUAUUAUACUCAAUAUACUAUGCACAAUCGUAUUUACUUUGCUCUCAGUCAAAUGCGGUCAAAUUGUCGCUGUUGACUGUAACAACGCAAUGGGCGAAUGUAAAGAGCUUCAACAUUGUCCUUCUCUCUAUAAUCAACUGGGAUCUACCGAUAUCAAGUCUAUUAAAUUUUGUGAUGGAAUCAAGGGUAUUGUUUGCUGUCCAAGAACAGAGUUCGUUAUAGAUUCUCGAUUCGGUGACAUCGAUACAACAACAUACGCUGAAAAGGCUUGUUUGGAAUAUAAAAAAUUUGCACCUACCUAUUGCCCACAAGCCUUAAUCUAUGGCGGCGAAAAAGCCAAGCCAAAAGAAUUUCCGUCGAUUGCACUUCUGGGAUCGAAGGAUGACAACAGUGGCGAGAUCGAUUGGUAUUGUGCGGGUACUUUAAUAAGUAGACGUUUCGUUGUUACAGCGGCACAUUGUUUUCGAAUUUCCAGCACGCUCAAUAUCGUCCGAUUAGGCGAAUUGGAUUACAGUACAACAAAUGAUUCAACUGAAACACAAGAUUUCGGUGUACGCCAUGCUGUCGCCCAUCCGAGUUACAAUUUGGAUCGCUACCAUGACAUUGCUUUAAUCGAAUUAGAUCACGAUGCCAUACUUAACGAAUAUGUCAUACCGGCUUGUUUACCACCAAAAAAUGGCGAAUAUAAAGAUUUUACUGCGGUUGGUUGGGGCAAAACGGAAAAGGGUGUAUCUUCGCCACAUCUACUGAAAGUCGAUUUAAGUCUCUUUACCGGUGAUGAAUGUGUUAAGUCUGUAGCUGUACAGGAUUAUUUAGAAUCGGGAUUUAAACCUCGCACUCAAAUAUGUGCUGGCAGUCAUAAGAGUGGUUUUGAUACAUGUAGCGGUGACUCCGGUGGUCCGCUUUAUGUAUCCCAUCCGACUUAUCACUGUAUGCUACAGUUGGCUGCAAUUACUUCAUUUGGUUAUGUACAAUGCGGUACCGCCGGCAUUCCAAGUGUUAAUACGAAGGUGAAUUUGUAUUUAGACUGGAUUGAAAAUGUAGUGUGGAAUGUAAGCCCGUUUUGAAAAAUAAAUAAGAGACGAAGUUUACUUUAAUUAAAAGUGGACAAUAUUGAAAAGUAGA